UUACGUUGACCGUCUGCGAGUUGCGGUGUAUAAAUACAACGGGGAAGCGUUCAUACCCUUGCUUUCUAGGGUUUCCUUCAUCCGUUUCGUCUGUGCCAAGCUCCAUCGUCAAUCAUGCCUCGCCGAAGCUCUGGUGGACGCUCUGCGCCUCGUGCUGCUCCACGCCCUGCUUCAAUGAGGAACCCUCCUCGACCAGUACGUCAGGCUCCACCCCCAGCUCCUGCUCAGAGUGGAGGAGGGUCCAUGCUUGGAAAUAUCGGAUCCACCAUUGCACAAGGCAUGGCAUUUGGCACAGGAAGUGCUGUUGCUCACAGAGCAGUAGAUGCUGUGCUGGGGCCUCGGACUAUCCAGCAUGAAACUGUGGUAUCCGAAGCUCCAGCUGCCACCGCUGCUCCUAUGGGUAACACCGUCGGCACAGAUGCUUGCACCGUCCACUCGAAGGCUUUCCAGGACUGCAUCAACAAUUUUGCCGGCGACAUCAGCAAGUGCCAGUUCUACUUUGACAUGCUGAACGAGUGCCGCCGAGGAUCUGGUGGUGUGUUGGGAGCCUGAUUCUGUUUCUGUUACCCCAAGGAUGAUCAUUUCGUGUCUGCUUCUCUUUUCCAUGACCAAGUAUUAAAAAGCAUAACUUGGUGCGGUGUCAACUUAAAAUUCUUACUUUUGAAACAUCAUUAAUCGACUCACUGGGUUAUAGAAAGCCAAUGCAAAAUCUCUGGUUUAAGCUA
This is a messenger RNA of Zingiber officinale, 725 nucleotides long. RefSeq lists its product as uncharacterized. Bases 115 to 552 code for a protein of 145 amino acids. The transcript has 5 exons. The record is from RefSeq and is a predicted model, not a curated record. Gene Ontology annotation, biological process: mitochondrion organization. NCBI's taxonomy places the organism in Eukaryota, Viridiplantae, Streptophyta, Magnoliopsida, Zingiberales, Zingiberaceae. Gene Ontology annotation, cellular component: mitochondrion; nucleus.